This is a messenger RNA of Stegodyphus dumicola, 3156 nucleotides long. RefSeq lists its product as uncharacterized. Gene Ontology annotation, molecular function: DNA-binding transcription factor activity, RNA polymerase II-specific; RNA polymerase II cis-regulatory region sequence-specific DNA binding. The record is from RefSeq and is a predicted model, not a curated record. Gene Ontology annotation, cellular component: nucleus. NCBI's taxonomy places the organism in Eukaryota, Metazoa, Arthropoda, Arachnida, Araneae, Eresidae. Gene Ontology annotation, biological process: regulation of transcription by RNA polymerase II; animal organ development.
CCUAUUUCAUAAAGUGGACAUAGUUUGUCGAGUAACCCUCAGUUGAAGUUGAGAAUGACGGGAAGUCGUGCGUUGCGAACCGGUUAGGAGCGCUUAUUUUGUUUUGUUUGUUUACUUUCUUCUCUAAAAAGGGAGUUUGUGAAAGGUGAUCACACCUGUCAUAUUUGUUACGACUUUAACGGUUGAAUGAUCAUUCUUCAUGGGCGCUCACAGCGAAUUCGAGAGUUUAGUAAAUUCUCAGGCUGAAUUAUGAGUCAAUAAGUUUGGCAUUGAAAUAACGUGGUUAUGAAUGAAUAAAUGAAAAUUAUCUAUGACUGCAAAUUACCUGGUCUGAAUUGAACCUAUGUUCAUCAAAUUUGCAUUGUAACUGAGGACACUUUUUUUACGUUAAACAGGAGAAUAUGUUUCAGAGUGCAUUGUUUUCCCCAAAUGUUUUAGAAAUAUUGUUAGCUUCAGUUUUUCCAAUCUGAUAAACCGGCUUCUGAAAUGACUGCAAGACUUUCAAGUUGAACGAGAAGAAAUUUUAAAGAACUAUUAAAAAUCUUAAAAAUAACCCAUGCUGUGUGAUCGAUCUUCCCGAACUUCUCCACCAGUGGCCUCCAAUGCUAUCGAGGUCACCAACGUUACCACAAGGAUUGCUGGCAUCAUGGACAGGGAAUAUAUGGAACAAGCACCCAUGUCCACAGCUACUGUGCAGUCAACAUCACCCCCUACUUCUGAAAAUAAUUCCUCUUCAUCCCCUGUCAAUCACAGCUCUUCCACCAAGCCGAAAUUAUCUUUCAGUAUCAGCAGACUGCUGGGAGAUGAUAGCAGACAAGACAAUGAUAAUAACCACCGCAAAGAGGACAGUAGAUCUUCCACUGACAAUAACAGUGGACAUGGAGGUGACAGCAGCUCCGCGAGGACAACACCGGCUUCAUCAUCCGCUGCCUCACCUAUGAUGGUGAUGAGCAGUGGGGGUUGUUGUGUCGGAUUGUCAGCUCAAGCCUACUUCUCAACUGCCGAUCUAAAGACUUCCUGCGUGCCUGUGAUGACACCGCACUACGAUCCAUUACAAAGCGGAGCAAACGGAACUGUGAUUCGGGUUCCGGCACAUCGGCCGGCACCUCUUUCUUAUCCGACAACAGUCAACUUCCCAUGGGUGGGAUCUCAUGGGAUGGGCAAAGACAGAAUUCCAGUGCCUUUUCCCUUGGCUGCGGGUCUUCCACCAGUUCCCCCAAGGCGUAUAGGCCAUCCCUAUCAAAACCGAACGCCUCCUAAGAGAAAGAAGCCGAGGACAAGUUUCACUCGAAUGCAGAUCUGCGAACUGGAGAAGAGGUUCCACAAACAAAAAUACCUGGCAUCAGCUGAAAGGGCCUCUCUUGCGAAAACACUAAAAAUGACAGAUGCGCAGGUGAAGACGUGGUUCCAAAACAGGAGGACAAAGUGGAGGUCAGUAUCCAUUCUUCAUUCUGUUCCUCAAAGCACUAAAGGCUUUCAAGAUUUGGUUCUUCAAAUUCAUUUAUGGAGGCAGACGGCCGAAGAACGUGAAGCAGAACGCCAAGCUGCCAAUAGACUUAUGAUGUCGCUACAAGCGGAAGUCGUUUCCAAGUCCAUCUAUGACCAAGCUCGUGAUCCAGUGUGUUUAAGUAACUCUUCUUUACAUGCUCUACAGACAUUGCAACCAUGGGCCAGCGAAAACGUUGCUGCUGCUCAUAUGGCAGCAGCGGCAGCUGCUGGCCAUCAUCAGGGAGUAGACAGGCCCUCUUACUUGGCACCACCUCAUUCAUUAUCAUCGCCUAUAUGCUGAGAUAAAAAUUAUCAAAAAUUGACUUUGUUUGAAGUAAUCAAGGAAUACAACAAACUCUAGAGGAAAAACCUCUCUUUUGUGUAGUUUCCACAAGAAAAAUGUGAUUAAGGCAUUAAAUAAUCAGACGCUGUUUAAUGCAAUGACCACAGCUAGUGCGUCGGAGGCAAAGUCACAAGCAAAAGAGGCAUAUUUUGUAGAAUUGAGUAACAGCUACUUCAUUAGGCAUGGAGAUUGUUCUCUAUAAUAUGAGUUGUGUACAUACAGAAUAUAUCUCAUGAAGUUUCGGGGAAAUAUUUUACAUAAAAAUGUGAUCAAAUUUAUCACUUGCGUGAAAUUUGACUGAACGAUUAUGUGUAUUAUCUUUUGUAUUUAAGAAUUUCAAAUUCAUAAAAAGACGAUGAGCUCAUUUCAUGUAAAUUCAACCUGUUCAUUUUUAGUACUCUUCAAGUAGCGAAUUCUGUCAUAAAACUCAUCACAGAAAUAAAUAAUUUUAUUCGAAAGGUAUAUGCACUUUGAGAAGUGAUGUUUUUCUAAGAAUUUGCUGAAAUUUCGAAGUCUUGUGUUGGACACAUUACUGAGAUAUGAAAAGAAGUUAAUUACAUUUCAAAAAUUUCUAAACCCUUCAUUGAGCACAUUAUAGACACUCAAGCAAAACGAAAAGUUAACUCUGUACGUGUGAUAAUUAAAAUAUGAGCUAUAAUUAAUAAGAGAACUUAAAACUAAAUCUAUUCAAAUACUAAUCAGAAUAAAAUUUAUAAAAGCGGUGACCAAUAUUAAAAAAUUAAAUACGUAUCAUACCAAAAUAAAUCACUGAAAUACGGAGAAAAGGCUUCGGAAAACAAAAUAAUGUAAAAUUCUUAGAAGAAAUAAGUACAUUUUACACUAAUUAAAACAAAAGUUAAAUAUCUUGUUUACUAGUUAUUUUGGAAAAGUAAAGUGAAAGUACAUUUCUUAAUCAUUCAUCUUUUAAAAUGCUGAAUAAAAAUUAUCAUAAUGGAAACAUUUGAUUUUUUUUUUUUUUUCCAUUUUUCAAGAAUUCAUAUUUAGUUGGCUUGCAUGUUAAAUUUUAACUCUUAAAAGAAUAUGGACUUUUUUCCAAUUUUGAAAAAUUUUAUUUUUAUUUGAUUUAUAUAGUAAACAAUUUAUAGUUUCUUAACCUUCUUCAAAUGAAAAUACAGUUAACUGGGCACACAAUCCCAACACAGUGAUUUGAUUAUUAUUAACUCAAUUAUGAUUAUUACAUUGACAUAUAUAUCCUAACUAGAAAGCCCGGCGGUCAUACGAAAUGACCGCUGUUCUAGAUAUUAUAAAUUGUAAUUAAAAUGAUUUGUGCAAAGGUGUCUGCUAAUUUAAACUGAAUUACCCAG